This is a messenger RNA of Heteronotia binoei (common prickly gecko), 5395 nucleotides long. RefSeq names its product purine rich element binding protein G (gene PURG). The transcript is spliced from 2 exons. The record is from RefSeq and is a predicted model, not a curated record. Gene Ontology annotation, cellular component: nucleus. Bases 209 to 1219 code for a protein of 336 amino acids. NCBI's taxonomy places the organism in Eukaryota, Metazoa, Chordata, Lepidosauria, Squamata, Gekkonidae. Gene Ontology annotation, biological process: regulation of transcription by RNA polymerase II. Gene Ontology annotation, molecular function: purine-rich negative regulatory element binding; RNA polymerase II transcription regulatory region sequence-specific DNA binding; DNA-binding transcription factor activity, RNA polymerase II-specific.
AAAGGAGGAAGGAAGUAGGCGGCGGUAGGACCUGCCCGGCGAAUGGUGCUCCUGCCGGCACCCUGCGGGCGGCAGCGCGGGGAAGGCGAGCGCUGCGGGGGCCAGGACGGGCAGCCGGGGGUGGCUGUCUGUCCGUCUGUCUGUCUGUCAGGCAGGCGAGCGGGCCAGUUGGCGAGGGGCAACUAACGGGAUGGAUUGAUUGGUAAAGAUGGAGAGAGGCAGAGGAGGAGGAGGAGGAAAGAGUGUGGGGGGCUCUGGCCUACACAGGAGCAUUUACUCCCAGUCCCAGCAGCAGUAUCAUUAUCCUGCCUCCUCUUCUCAGGCGGGCUGCAUGGAGAUCCAGGAGCUGGCCUCCAAAAGAGUGGACAUCCAAAAAAAGAGGUUUUAUCUGGAUGUGAAGCAGAGUUCCCGAGGCCGCUUUUUGAAGAUAGCAGAAGUCUGGAUAGGAAGAGGCAGGCAGGACAAUAUCAGGAAAAGCAAGCUGACUCUCUCCUUGUCUGUGGCUGCUGAGUUAAAGGAUUGUCUGGGAGACUUCAUAGAACACUAUGCCCAUUUGGGCUUGAAGGGUAGCCAAAGCCACCGGAAUGAACAUGCUAAUGGCAAAGAGCAAGAUUCGAGAAGGCGGCAGCAUCACCCGGCAUCACCUCCAGCAUCUGUUGGAUCUGAAGAGCAUCUUCAUAGUGUCUUAAAAACAGAGUAUAUCGAAAGAGACAAUAGGAAGUAUUACCUAGACCUCAAGGAGAAUCAACGUGGGCGUUUCUUAAGAAUUAGACAGACAUUGAUUAGAGGACCUGGCAUGAUAGGAUAUUUUGGUCACAGUUUGGGACAGGAACAGACUAUUGUUCUUCCAGCACAGGGAAUGAUUGAGUUCAGGGAUGCUUUGGUCCAGCUCAUUGAAGAAUAUGGUGAAGGAGACAUAGAAGAACGGAGAAGUGGAGGCGAUGAGCCUCCUGAACUUCCUGAGGGGACUUCCUUCAGAGUGGACAACAAGAGGUUCUACUUUGAUGUGGGGUCUAACAGGUAUGGUAUUUUUUUGAAGGUAAGUGAAGUGAGACCUCCAUACCGUAACACCAUCACUGUCCCAUACAAAGCAUGGACAAGAUUUGGGGAAAACUUUAUCAAGUAUGAAGAGGAGAUGAGGAGAAUUUACAAUGGCCAUAAAGAGAAAAGAAUGGAUGCCAGAGGGGACAGUGGUGAAGAACAAGAGGGUCUUGAUUAGAAUUCAUUUCAACGGGCCAAGCAGCAAAAUAGAAAAUUGGCUAGAGGUACUGAUAUAUAGUGGUUGGAAGAAGUUGCCUUUCUUUUUGUAAGUUCUUCCCUGUUGUUAGUAAGUAACUCUGAUAUAUAUGAUACUUCAAGGAUCUGGUAAUUAUGUUAAAUUAUACCCAGCAACAUCAUUCUAAUUCUUGCAAAUAUAGUUAACCACCCAGGUUUAAACAAUUCUGAUAUGUAACCUCUACAAGACUAUGAAAAUUAUGUAUAAUAGCACUAAAUCUGUUGUUAUGACCUCUUAAAGAAUCUGUAUAAGGUUUGCAUUGCACUGUAAAGUGAUACAAGUAAGCCAGAUGGAUUUAAUAUCUUCUAAUAUUAACCAUAGAACAUUUAUGACCAAAACUGAUAUUUAAAUUAUAAAUACUUGUUUUGGAAAAGGCACCUUAAAUAAGUGUCUGCUGGUUAUCUUAUGGUAAAAAUAUUGAGAGGGGGAGAAAACUCAAACCUCUGUAUUGUAUUGGCCAGUAAUUAAUUUCAUUUUCACGUUUGAUUUAAAAGGUUGUUUCAGAUUAACAGUGAUCAUGAAUCAUUCUUUUUUUUUUUAAAUGGACAGCUUACAUCUUUUGAGGAGAGUUUAUUUAAAUAGUGUUACAAAUUUUUUCAAAAGCUAUUUUUAUAUUUGUGGUGUAAAGGGAUUCCAGCAAGUUGCUGUGAUGUGGGAAUUUGGUAGGCGAGUUAUAGUUGGAAUUGACAUUCUGAAUAGAGAGGCUAAAGGUAUAUGAAAUAUUAAAAAGUAUAAGAAACUUUUGUUUUGUCUGGGGAAAAAAAUACCUUGAGAGAUUUUGGUGCAUCACUUAAUUGGUAUCAAAUUUCAUUCUGGUGCAGUUGAAGCAUUCAGUGAUAGCUGAUGACAUUUCCCUGUAUUAAUCUUGCCAUUUACAUAUUUUAAUAUUCCAUACUGUUAUUUCAAAUUUUUUUUUAAAAGCAACCCUUGAAUUUUAUAAAAGCAGAUUUUAAUCUGGGGUCCGGGAGUUUUGUCUUUGAUCCACUAAAGCACGUGCUUUGGACCUUAAUGCUGUGUAUUUUCUUUUCUUUUAAAUAUUCUAUUUUACACAUACAUAAACAUAACCCUACAGUAGUUUUCCAUCAGAAAGACUCUCUGCAUAUGUGUUAGCAUUCUUACGUUGAAAUACUGAUUAUUUCUCAUAUUCAGAUGCUUGGCUACCCAAGCUCAGUUGAGACAUUAGCUUUAAUUUAUCCUACUUAAUUUUUUCAUUACCAUAUUAAAUGUAUGCUGUGCUCUUUUCCCCAUAUUACCCAGAGCUUUAUGUGAAGGGGGAGAGCAUAGUCCAGCAUUUAAUUGGGUCUUCAAUGCUGUUAAAAUUGUUCCCUCAACAAACAAAAGUCAAGAUGAGUUUGCACCAAAAUCACCAAAGGAACAUUAGAAAAGUGUGUUACAGUUGUGACAAAGAGAAGUAUGGACUUUAAUUUCACUGUUUUAGGUGAUUUCCCCCAGUCUAAGUGAGUUGGACCUGCUAAUUGUUGGUCUAGUUUAGAAAACAGCAGCAAAUGAACAUGUCUAACUUAAAAUGGUUUAUUUGAUUGUAUCUGAUUACCUGCUGGGCCAUGAUAAGUCACUGAAAGGUCACAGAAAUUCUGGUUUAUGCACUAGGUGAUGUUCCAAGCAUGUAGGAAAUGAGAAAGCAUUCUAUGUACUGUUGUUGAUGGCAGAGCUAUAGUGAAUUGCAUAAGCCUAAAUUACCAUAUUGCUGAUUUGCUGCUGUAUAUCCCAUUGCUAGUACUAAUGGCAAUAUUUUCAAGAGAUUCCAGGAUAUGGGAUCUGUGAAUGUAGGAACUCCUGAUGCUCACAUUCUCCCACACCCAUAUUGAUAAGGGGGACUUCUCCCAUCCAUUUGCAACAAACUUAAUUAUAAAGUAAUAUUUAUAUCUGUCUGCAUUCAUCUUGCACUCCCCUGAUCAACUUUUAAUUGCAAAAGAAAUGCUAUUAUCUGAUUAACUGGGGGCUAGGAAAAUAUAAUUGCUCCAUCCACAGGUAACUUAUUCUAGUUAACACACUGGCUUGAGUAAAUUUGUGUCACUGUUUUUAACUUUGUUUGGAUAAAUACAAAAGCAACCAGUGCUCAACUGUGAUUUAUCACCACCUGCAGAUUAUAGUGUCCCCUUUCUACCAGUUGAGGUGUCAUGCUCAUCAAAUCAACUAAUGCACUUAAGUGAGCAUGUGGGCAUCUGAGAUUGACUACACAUGAGCCUUAAAGUUGCCACUUCCUCUAGAUGGUAGACAUAUUGGUUUUGGUUUACCCAUAGGAAGUACUAGUUUUAUUUCGCAUAUUUGAAUUCAAUAAUUAUCUAGUCAGAUUUUUUUCAAAGCCAAGAGCUUAAAAUGGUGAUUUGGGAAAGAGUUUCUCUUUACAUCUGGCAGUCAUCCCCAUCUUUGGAGAGUGGCGAUAGCAUGUUGCGCAUUUGCAGAAGGGUCUGUUAUAAUGUAAAGAAAUAUUCUUUGCAGUCCCAAAAUGCCAUGUCCCUUAAACUUGAGAAAAACACAAGCUUAUUUGCACUAAAAAAAAAAAAAAGCAUGGCCAAAAACAAUUCUAGGAGGACAGGGUGGCUAACUAUCCAUCUGUACCUCUUGAAUGAUUUAUUCUCAUGAGAGAAUUUUACAUUAAAGCCCUGACCUCUCUUUUAAAACUGUAUGGUCCAGACAGAAAGUCUGUCAGUUUUGUGAUUUCAUAAUAAUGCACUUUAUAUUUUAUAAACAAUAGAAGCACAUUUCUGCUACUGGUCUGGUACAGUGUGUUUCAGUAUAACAUAUAGUCUACAUCGAUAUAAAAUGGCCUUCUGCGUGCAUGCGUGUCAGUGAUCUGUUGUAAUUACUAGAUCGUAUUACAUCGGCAUGAUGGAGGCAAACAGGCACCAUGUUGAAUUUAAUUUCCAAAUGCCUGUUUGUUUGUUUCAGAAACAUUGAGUAUUUUCCUGCUGACUCUGGCUGGAUUUUGAGGGUAAUCAACAUUUUUGAAAACCAAGCCACAAAUCUGUUUAUUUUACAAAUAUUUUAUUCCUACAAUGGUGUAGGUCUAGGUUAAAUGAAAACUGUCUCAUUUGUGGUUUGGUUGCCUAAUCGCCUCCGUCCCUAAAAAGUUAUUUUAGGGGACUGGAUUUUAUGUGGCUUGUACAGGGUUGGUAGUAGGCCAUUUGUGCUGAUUCUCUCAACUAAUGUUACCUUGUGGAAGGGGGUUGAGGCUGUUAAAGUACACAUCUAGAAAGAUAUUAAAAUAGAAUAGCGGUAUAAGAGAGUUCCAUAAUACAUUUAGAAUGCCUAGGAAGUACCAUAUGUAGCACAUUACACCAGUUCUGGUUAAACCAGCAACACGGUGAAAUGCAAGGAAGUUAUAGAUGAAAAAUUUGCAGAAAUGUCAUCCUUCUUCCUAUGCCCAGAACAAUGGGAAACAAAUAUAUUCAUAUGUUAAAACCUGAAAGGUUUAAAAAGUAGAGCAGUUUAAGAUACUAUUUCACUUGAGUUCCAUGCAUAUUUAAGGGGAGAAAGCCCUGUGGUUUAACAAUCUACUUGUCUAAGGGCCAGUUCACACUGCCUUUUCUCUUACAUGCAAGUGGUCGAGUUCCCUACUUAUCCAAGUACCUGGCCAUGCUCACCAAGGCAAAAGUAAUGCAUGCACCAGUAUACACCAGCACAGUGAACAGUUACUGUGGUUGCCAUAGUAUCUCUAUUUCUCAGCCCAACACAAUCAAGAGAAUUGCUGUGAGCUGUAUCCAUGUACUUCCUUUUUCCACACAAUACAUUUCUCCAGGUGAUUGUAUGCCUCCAGGCAGUUUGGGACCAUAUGCAUGUAGGAAAAAAACCAGGAUGAAUAAAUCCUAAAAUAUUAAUAUAUCUGAUUGUAUAAUUUAAUGUUAGCAGCAAUUGUAUCUUUAAUAUAUUCAUAUUAUUGUAUAUUAAUCAGUUCUCAGUGAAAUAUAUUUUAUCUGGAUUCCCUACCCAAUUUUAAAAUCAGCUUUUGCUAAGCAGAAAUAUCAAGUAAAUAUUUUGUUCACCGAGCUAUUUAAUCUAUUAGUUACCCCAUAUUUUCAAAAUAAUCCAUUUAAAAAAUGUUUUUAUUAGAUUUUUGGUACGGAACACAGAGAGACAGGCCUCUCAUUGUUGGGGGGG